AUGCCCAAGUUCGUUCCCCGCCAGCGAAAGCACAAAGCUCGAGAUAGGCAUAACCAGCCUAAGUUGCCACAAGAUACCAAUGUUGCCGAGGUAGCUCCAGUGUCCAAGAAGGAGAAGGAAGAGAAAAGACAAAAGUUGCGAGAGGAAUUGAGAGCUCAGCAGUCGAAAAUAUCGGGAAAAAAACAAAAGCGAUUGGAUAAGUAUAUUGAUACCAAACUACGGAAGGACGAGAACCUCACACUCAUCAAAAAGCUCGCUAAAUCGAAAAUCGACACAAGCCAGCUUCAGAGCUCCCGUUCAUUAGCACGAUCAAAUAAACCGCUAUCCAAGAGGCCUCAAUUGCCAUCAGGUAGUAAAAAGGGUUCGAGCUCAGAGACAGUUGAAUCCGAAAGUUCUGGUUCCGAUGAUGACCUUCCUUCGUCACGGUCUCAUAUCAAUGCUCGGGGAGACGGAGACAUACCCGCCAAUACUGAAGUUGGAAGCGGCCUUAAGCGACCACUAGAGAUUGGCGAGGAUGGGCGUCCUAUCAUAAAGCGACGGAAGAGGAUGCCAAAAACAAAGCCAAUCGAAAUCCAAGAGCCGGCUUGGGAGGGUUUUGAUUCAGAAUCUGAGUCUAGCGCAGAUAAAGAACAAGGAGAUUCAGAAGCGGACUCACACCGUGGAAGUGGUGAGUCCGAGGAAGACACUGUUUCAGACUCAGAGAAUGAGGAAAAUUCGUCCUUUGAAAGCGAAGCUGAAACCGAAAAGAAAAUUAAACCUCGCCAAUCUGCAUUUAAAUCGUGGGCGGUACAACAAAUCAAUGAGGCAGCAGGGUUUACUCCAGGUACUGUUGCUGCUCCCACGCUUCCUCAAAAUGCCAAAAAUUUUAAACGGAGAGAUACGACAGAAGAAGAGGAACCACUACCUCAAGAACUGAGAGUGACAAAUGGAGAUACGAGUAGGAAGUCAUUUGCUAUCCAGAUAAAUAGGCCCGAACAUAUCCAAGCCGCUCGCUUGAAUCUUCCUGUUGUUGGGGAGGAGCAGAAGAUAAUGGAAGCCAUUCACAACAACCCUUGUGUGGUCAUAUGGGGGGCAACAGGAAGUGGAAAAACUACUCAACUACCCCAGUUUCUUUUUGAGGCCGGUUAUGGAAGCCCUGAUAGUCCCAAUCCUGGAAUGAUUGGUAUCACUCAGCCAAGACGAGUGGCUGCUGUCAGUAUGGCGAAGCGUGUCAGCGAGGAGCUUGCUCAAUACUCGGACAGGGUCUCCUAUCAAAUUCGUUUUGAUACUUCAGUUACAUCAAAGACUGCAAUCAAGUUUAUGACAGAUGGUGUCCUGAUCAGAGAGGUGGCACAGGACUUUUCACUUUCGAAAUAUUCCACGAUCAUAAUUGAUGAAGCCCACGAAAGGAGUGUCAAUACCGAUUUACUAAUAGGCAUGGUUAGCCGUAUCGUGGAUUUGCGGAAAACUAUGAACUCAGAAAAUCCAUCCAUAAAACCAUUGAAACUAGUCAUCAUGUCUGCAACUUUACGGACAUCCGAUUUCCUUCGAAACCCAAACCUCUUCCGCAGUGGAACUCCACCCCUUGUCCAGGCGGAAGGGCGACAGUUUCCUGUCACUAUUCACUUCUCUCGCCGAACUCAUCGAGAUUAUGUUGAAGAAGCGUUCCGAAAGGUUUGUAGGGGUCAUCGUAAACUGCCUCCCGGCGGUUUUCUUGUCUUUCUCACGGGUCAGGGCGAAAUCAAGGACCUCUCAAAGCGUCUCAAAGCUGCACUAAAAUGCACACAGCCUUCCAGCCGUUCACAAGCCAAAGUUCAGAUCAGACCGUCGGAGGCCUCCGUAGAGGCAGACGAUAUUGACUUUGGUCGUGGAGGAGAGUCUGCUGCCGCUUUUGAUGGAGACGAUGAUUUUGAUAGCGAUAUCGAUAUAAGGGGAACAGAUGAAGACGAGGAAGAUGAUGAAUUCGAUGAAGAGGAGGGCGCUGUCGACUCAAAAUCUUCUGUCCAUGUACUGCCUCUGUAUUCCCAACUGCCAACAACAGAACAGCUUCGAAUUUUUGAACCGGUGCCCGAAGGUUCUCGUCUUAUUGUGCUUGCAACGAACGUCGCUGAAACCAGUUUGACAAUACCCGGAAUCAGAUACGUCUUUGACUGUGGACGUUCAAAGGAAAAGCAGUAUGACCUAUCCACUGGUGUCCAGAGUUUCCCAAUUGGAUGGAUCAGUAAAGCGAGUGCAAGCCAGCGUGCUGGACGUGCUGGCCGUACACGGCCUGGCCAUUGUUACAGACUCUACUCAUCUGCGGUCUAUGAAGAUUCGUUUGCAGAACAUACGGAACCAGAAAUUCUCCGUACCCCUAUCGAGGGGGUGGUGUUGCAAAUGAAGCACAUGGGUCUACAUCACAUCAUUAACUUCCCUUUCCCUACUCCUCCGGACCGUAUUGGUCUUGCCAAAGCAGAACGUCUUCUCAAAAACCUCUCUGCUUUAUCACUAGAUGGGCAGGUCACAGAUGCAGGUCAACAUCUUACACUGUUUCCCCUGAGCCCGAGAUUUGGAAAAAUGUUACAUAUCGGCCAUCAGCAUGACUGCAUGCCAUAUACAAUAGCCCUGGUAUCCGCACUCUCAGUGUCAGAGGUGUUCAUUCAAGAAAACCAGCUUGAUUUAACGAAAGACAAACCUGCUGGAGAUGAUGAGGAAGAAGACAAAGUGUACACAAACGCAGAUAGACUCGAAGACGAUGCCAGAGAGCAGCGCCGAAAGGACUAUCAGAGAGCGCAGAGGAUAUUUAGCAAGCACGAUGAAAAGUCUGAUGCUAUGAAAUUCCUCACAGCAGUUUGCGCAUAUGCGUAUGCCCCUAACGGGGAAAAAUUCUGCUCUGAAAUGUUUUUGCGACCGAAUGCUAUGAAAGAGGCGUCGCAACUACGUCGUCAGAUAUCCAACCUGGUUCGGAUUAACAAUCCAAACUUGUUGGCGCAAUUUGAACCCCGUCUACGUGAACCAUCCGAAAAACAAAUCAGGGCAUUGAAACAGAUUACAGCUGCAGGUUUUAUUGAUCAAAUUGCUAUCCGUGCGGAUGCUUCCCCAGUUCGCCUCGAUAUGCCGCGGAAACCGAGAAGGGCCAUUGAUGUGCCAUACCUGACACUAUUUCCGUCUCGCGACCACUAUUCCUCUGAAUUAGAGGACAGGGCAGUUUAUAUACACCCUUCGUCCAUUCUUGCUAAGCUUUCAUUAAACGAGCUCCCCCAAUAUGUGGUGUAUUCUCACUUGCAGCAGUCUACAUCUUCCCAUAUUGGAGACAGUCCCAAAGUUCGUAUGUUCCCUCUCACGCCUGUAAGCGGUCUUCAAUUGUCUGCCCUUGCACAGGGCACACCCCUGAUUGAAUAUGGCAAACCAAUUGGGAAGAUCGAGAGUUUGGGAGGGUCGCCUGAAAGACGAGAAUGUUGGGUGGUCCCUUCACUCGUUGGAGAGCCUGGAAGUACUGGUUGGCCAUUACCAGCUAAGAAAGUUAUUCAGGUCAGGGAUAAGAAACAUGGAUGGAUUAUCGACCGCUUCGUUCAAUAG
This is a messenger RNA of Trichophyton rubrum CBS 118892, 3537 nucleotides long. RefSeq lists its product as uncharacterized. Gene Ontology annotation, biological process: maturation of SSU-rRNA from tricistronic rRNA transcript (SSU-rRNA, 5.8S rRNA, LSU-rRNA). Gene Ontology annotation, molecular function: ATP binding; RNA binding. Bases 1 to 3537 code for a protein of 1178 amino acids. Lineage: Eukaryota; Fungi; Ascomycota; Eurotiomycetes; Onygenales; Arthrodermataceae. The record is from RefSeq and is a predicted model, not a curated record. Gene Ontology annotation, cellular component: nucleolus; intracellular anatomical structure. The transcript is spliced from 2 exons.